AUGACGUUGACGGUUUGUCAAGGUAUACUUAAUAAUUGGCAGCUAGGGGUAUCACAAGUAAUAAAUGGUAGUACCAAUGUCGAUUCAACUAAUCGAUGUAUCGCUUUUGGUGUGUUGACCACAUUUUUGAAACAAUAUCCAAUAAUAAACAGUCAAGAGACUGGAAAUGGUGGUUGUGAUGCAAUCUUCGGAAGUGAAUGCUCACAAAGUAUUCGUAAAUCAUUACAACAAUCUUUUGAUGAUAUUAAUAGUAUAGGUUGUGGAGUUCAAACUCUACACAUUUUUACAGAUCCUCCCACAGGAUGUCGAUUUCUAGACCAUGAAAUGAGUACGGUCUUAAAAUUUACAUUACGGAAAAAUGGUUCGAUCGAGGGUAUUAUUUCACCAACAGCAAAUUCAGAAAAAUGGAUGGACUCGGAAGACUUUCCAACCGCCCUACGUAACGAUGAUGAUCCGUCGAAAGCUUUUGUUUUUACAUAUUUCGUGGGACGUUCUUAUUCUUCAGACAUUGUCGACAGUGCUAUUGCAUGUUUUCCUAUUUAUAACGUAACUGUAGCACCAAAAACAACAGUACUACCUAGCGAUAUAGCGACACAACUUUUUGUCUCUGGAAGAUUUUUAAUUUCCUUAUCAUUAUUACACUUCUUUUCUCAAUUUAUGAGAUAUUUACCAUGA
Molecule: messenger RNA, 675 nt
Organism: Adineta steineri
Lineage: Eukaryota; Metazoa; Rotifera; Eurotatoria; Adinetida; Adinetidae
Source: the annotation of a GenBank genome assembly